Messenger RNA from Aplysia californica (California sea hare), 2847 nucleotides. RefSeq names its product stereocilin. The record is from RefSeq and is a predicted model, not a curated record. NCBI's taxonomy places the organism in Eukaryota, Metazoa, Mollusca, Gastropoda, Aplysiida, Aplysiidae. Gene Ontology annotation, cellular component: cell surface. Gene Ontology annotation, biological process: cell-matrix adhesion.
AUGGACCGACAUUGGGAACAUCUGCCAGGCCUGUCAUCCCUGCUACAGAACAACCCUCAGCGCUUGGAGGACAUGGGCAGCAUGAUCGUGGACAUCGAUGUCAACCUAAUGGGUACUCUAGACACGGACUCGCAGCAAGUGUUCGUGUCCAGCACCCAGAAAGUGAUGGAAUCUUUGGGCAAAGUCCAGAAAGAGGCCGCCAGCCGACCGUCCAGCGAGAUCAGCGACACAGAGAAAGACUCGGACAAGGCAAAGGUCAAAAAGCUCACUCAAGAAAUCUUCUCCAUGCACCUGUCUGUUUCCUUCAGCAAGAGGAGAAAGAGAUCCACUCCCGCUGCCGACUGCGCCACCAUCCAGAGCUUCAACGGCGCCCUGUCCUUCCUCACGGCCUCCGAUAUCAGCGCAAUGAGCAACAGUGAGUUCACAGACUGUCUGGCCGAGUUCCAGACCACCUCUUGGGAUAGCAGCCAGCUGGAAGCCUUCGCUGCUCAGCUCAUUGAUAGCUUCGGCAGCGACUCAAGUACAUGGACCAAGGACAAUGUGUUGGACGCCGGGGUCCUACUGGACGCUCUCAACUCUACACACAUCCUGAACCUGACGGUCAUUGAUGAUGACGCACUGUCCACGCUCGGCACCUACACCUUCACCAACAAUGCUGCCCACAUCAUGACGUCAUACAUGACCACUCAGAACAUCGCUGACGUGUCCACCAUCAGUGCCAGUGUGUUGGGGAAUACCGGGAACCUGCUCUGUGGCUUCAACUCCACGCAGAUGCAGAGCCUGGACUCUAACGCUGUCGAUGCCUGCCUCAGUCCUCGAAGACCUGGGUUCGGAUCAGCUUGCCAGUAUCAGCACUGUUGCUAUUGCCAAUAUGGACACGACCACGUUCUCUACGGUGUUCACCGUGGAUAAGAUCAGCAGUUUGAGCAGCUCCCAGGCCAAUGCCGUGACCCAAGACCAGCUCAACUCUCUCAGCGCUGACCAGCUCUCGGCGGUCACAGCAGUCGCCACUACCACUACGGCCGGAGCGCCUCUGGUGUGGUGGUCAGUAUCUGGACACUCUGUCUUCUCCUGCUGGCGGCGGCCAUGCCUUUGGCUGUGUGAUCUGUACAAUGCUAGAUCUCUAUGCCUGAUUUACUUUUACGAGAAAUUAAAUGGCCUUUCUUGCUUUAUUUAUAAUCUUGUUAUGAAUCCGUUCCUAUUAUGUUGGCCCACAAUAGUGGUCACCUACACUGUGUCUUAACGUUUUCUUAUUUAUAUUUUCCUAUUAUUUUUCUAAAUCUCUACAUUGUUAUUGUGAUAUAUAUGAAAGACAAAAUCCUUACAUUCUAGAAUGUGUGGGUUGAUCAUAGAUCCGUUUCUCUUUUAUAAUAUGCUGAUGGCAUUUUCAUUUAUGUUUGCCCGGUUGGACUAUUUUUGAAAACUAAUGAGAAAGUUAUUAUUCUGCUUAGGCAUUUGUGUAUGGUUACAGCUUUUGACAUUAUUUAUCUGGACUGCAUUGUUUCUGCACCGCUUUUUCUAUUCAUAAGCUAAACAACAAACAAAAAAAUGUAAUGAAACGUAUAAAGAGCCACAACUUGCAAUCUUUCGCGUGUGACUUCUAUUACAUUCCAUUCUCAGCAAUAUCUGUACGACUUCCCGUUCCACAAGCCAGUCAGAAUCUGUAGAUAAUAUUUCUUAGAGUUUUAAAGUAUCAAAAUCAACGAAUGCAUUGUUCAAGAUUUAUGUGCGAUACCUGAAAUCUGUUUCCAAGUCAAGCAGCGAAAGCCGAUUACGUAAUACACAGUCUAUGUUAUAGUCUGCUGUUUGCGAGUACUGCCAAAAAUAGGGCAAAGUGCUACCUAGUACAGGUGUCGUCAACGUUUUUCCGGAAACUCUGAUAGAAACCUAAGGAAAAAGAGAAUAGAAGGAAUGUGAUAUUAUAGCAACAUUUAGGUGGGAAAAUGGCGUCCAAUGAAGUGGGCCUAGAGAGCAUUGGAUCUGAAAUAACAUACGGCCUAUUCAGUUGGGAAAAGGCUGCAAAUGCAUUGCUGUAUUACAUCUAUAAAAUUGUCGGACGAAGACAGACACCAAAGGCAUUUCCUGUAGAUUUUUUUUGGUCUCAACCAUCCCCCCCCCCCCCCCCUCCUUGCAUUUUUUCCUUUUAGGUUAAAAAAAAACCCCAACAUCUUGGUUAACAUGUUUACGUACAAUACUAAUUGUCAUGCACUUGUUAGUUAAUAGACUAAUCGUGCCGUAUGCUAGCUGCUUCAUACCCAGUGCAUAUUGUUCAUUUGUUACAGUUGAUUGAUUCAGUCGGGGCCGGUUACGAUUUUCCUUCAUUGGGGGACAAAAGCUGCCAUUUUUGUGGCUCAGUUUGAUUCAAUCUUUUGAAGAAAAAAAAACGUGUUUGAUUUUGGAGGAUUUCAAUCAAAUUGUGCCAAAUUUGUCGCUUGAGCCCUUGCAUGAAGAAAAAUCUGGGCGGCUCUGAAUCGGUUUGACUGAAUUCGAUUGACAGUGUGUACAGGGUACAAGGUGAUGUUGACCUGUGGCGAGCAGCUGAACUCGCUGCUUGGUUUCUGGAACUAUCUCCUGGACUCGUUUCUUAAAGUUUCACAGAAUAGUCUACGAUAGAGAAACACUGACACAAAUAGUAAAAGUAAAUUUGAAACAUUUCUCCUCUAUUCGGAAAAAUAAAUUAAAAACAUUUUACGCGCACCCAAACGUGGUCCCAUGGAUAGUGGAAGCACACAAUGCCCCUAUUUGGUCAAAAGGUGUUGGUUUCUUUUGUACGAGUUUUUAUACGGCACUUGCAGCACAAUUUGGUCUAUAAGUGCCGAAGAUUAGAGGUGUUACAAGAGAGUAAAA